This is a messenger RNA of Mytilus trossulus (common blue mussel), 2914 nucleotides long. Its product is annotated as failed axon connections homolog. Gene Ontology annotation, cellular component: cytoplasm. Bases 105 to 959 code for a protein of 284 amino acids. Lineage: Eukaryota; Metazoa; Mollusca; Bivalvia; Mytilida; Mytilidae. The record is from RefSeq and is a predicted model, not a curated record. The transcript has 7 exons.
GUAAUACCGGUAAAUGCACACUUACAAACUGCGGUUGUCAAAUAUUUUAUCAAGGACUUUGAAGGGUUCAUAAUCAAGAACAAAGCUACGUAACUUAUUUUGAAAUGAAUCUGAUAGAAAAGAACGAUGCAAUGUGGUGGUUCAAAGUUGUGGGUGGUUCUGUAAUAGCAACAGUUGGUACUUAUCUUGUUUGUAAGAAACUGAGUGGAAAACGGAAAAGAGAAGAAUAUCCUAAAGAUACAGUCAUUCUCCAUCAGUAUGGAAGGGCUCCAUAUGCACCAAGUAUGUCACCAUUUGCGAUUAAACUAGAAACAUAUCUGCGAAUGGCAAAAAUUCCUUAUAUGAAUGUUCACAGUCGAGUUAGAAGUAAGAAAGGCAAGUUUCCAUGGAUAGAAUACAACAAUGAGAGUAUAGCCGACACUCAGUUUUGUAUUGAAUAUCUCAACAAAACAUUGGCAAUAGAUUUGAACAAAGACUUUUCCAAACCAGAAAGAGGCAUAGCAAGAUCUUUCCUGAAAAUGCUAGAAGAAAAUACAUACUGGGCCUUGUUGGUAGAAAGAUGGAUAUUGGAUCCAGAAUUCGCAAUAUGCAAGAUAAUCAAAUUACCAUAUAGAUUUGCAUGGUUUAUUCGUCGAAGACUGAGGAGAGAUGCAUAUGGUCACGGUAUUGGAAGACACAGUCAAGAUGAAAUUUACCAUAUCAUGGACCUUGAUCUAAUGGCUUUGUCUGAAUUCUUGGGUGACAAGAAGUUUCUGCUUGGAGAUAGGCCGUGCGAGGAAGAUUGUGCUAUAUUUGGACAGCUUGCAGAAUGGUACUGGCAAUCAUUUGGACACAGAAGUGGACCUCUUAUUAAAAAUUAUAAAAACCUAUGUGAUUAUUGUGAGAGAAUGAAGGAGACAUUUUGGCCGGACUGGGAUGAAUGUAAUACAAAUGGUGGAAAGAAAGAGGCUAUAAAGUAGAACGAACUUCACUCAUAAAAAGUUCAAAAGUUUAACAAGCACCAUCGAACCAUUCACAUGUUGAUGUAGUUUAGAAAAAGCAAAAGAUGCAAAAGAAUGUAAAUACUAGGAAACGGAACAUAUAAUUGACAUGUUUCUUUUCUCCUUUCUGUACAUGCCCUUGAAUAAAUUCUGCUUCAUAGGAAUACAAAAACAAAUCUGCAAGUAUAGGAGCGCAAUUGGUACCCAUUGGGAUUCAAAUAAUAUGUUGGAAGACCAAACCUCCAAAAUCAACAAAUAUGUUGUCAAUUAAAAAGUCCAGCAUGGCAGUGAUAUCCUCGUCGGUUUAUUUUUUCCUUGACUCUGUAUGAUUUUUCACAAAGUAAGCUGAAUUCCAGCCCAAUAUACAACAAUACUUGAGAAAAAAGAAGUAAAAAGCUGUUUCAUUUGUGCAAUGUUAUUGGUUAUUUGUGUUCAUAUUUUUGUUGUAUUAAAUAUGAAACUUACUUCGCGAUCAACAAGCAACAAAAUAUACAAAUAUAGUACCAUACUUCAACAGAAACUUUUUUAAAUCAAUUUAUUUUUGCGAUGUAAAAUUUAAAACGAUUAGCUAAUAGAAUGAUUUUUUGGUUUAUUUAUGGGCAGUGACUUUCCAUCUGGACUUAAAAUAAGGCAUAUAGGUACAGUUUUGAAUUUGUUAGCGGGCAUGACGUAAAACAGCGAAUAAAAGAAUUCAACUGUAUUUACAACUAAUAUAAAACAAUGCUCUUGAUUAAAAAAUAAUCCACUCCAGGACCUUUUGUUUUCCAAAUACUUAAGAUAAGUUCCAGGUCGACGGGUUCAAACAGAAAGAUUUUGAAAGCAGAGAAAACUGUGUAUCUUAUAAUUGGCAUGACUUUAUAUCAGAUGACAAUACCAAUACUUAAAUCACGGAUCCGCGAUAUCACGGGUGUGUUCUAGUGUAAUAAUAAGAUAAUUUGCAAAAUUAAUAUAAAAAAAAUAGUGUUAUUUAUAUGAACAAAGGAGUAGGUCCGGUAAGGGCCGAUUUUGACCUCAAUUUUCAAGUUUAUCUAACGAAAGAUUUUAGACAAUUUUUAAACACUUAAGUGUCUAUUUCCAUUGAUUCGAGUAUUUUGUGUGAAGGUUUUAACUGAUUUAGUCAUUAAAAUGCUCCGAUUCUAGCUUAAAUAUGAAAAACAUACAGGCUAACAAAUAUGCCAAAAGAAACGUCACUUUUCAUAUGGUUUUUGUAAAAAAUAAAGGUGUUCAUCCUCAACAUUUAUAUAUGUUAUGUAUUAAAUUAUCAUAAAAUACAACUGACAUAUCAAUAAUAUGAAUGAACAAGAAUGCGGCCACUUUCAUUUCAGACGGAAACCGUCUCAAAUUUAACUCAAAUGCUAAAAUUGUGACGAUUUCAGUAAUUUAACAUGAGUUAAUGAUGCUAGUUCCCAUUAUAUUUGCAUUGUAUUGUCAAAAACAGCCCAUAUUUAUGUAGCAGAAGCAUUCUACUUUCCAAUAAAUAGCUAAAAGAUUACAUUUUUACAAGUUUGUAAAACUGUUAUAUUUAAGUGCCAAAAAGGGGUCUCACUGGACCUACUCCUUUGUGACUAUCCUAAGACCAUCAUAAGAAUCCUCUCGUGUACUCCUUACUUUGUGACCAACUUAAAGAUGUCCAAAUUUAGGACCACUUUGUGAAACCCUCUAAGGACUGGAAUAUACCGUAAAACCACCCUAAGGAUGUCUUACUCCUGAGAUAGUUUUGUGAAACUUGCCCCAGAUACUAAAGGAUAACAACAUGACAUCAGUUGAUUGGGCAGAUGCAUCAUCAUUCCUUAUACCAGAGGCAUAAACUACAAUUGUAUUAUAUGUCUCUGCUAAUAUUAUAUUUUUUGAGACAACCAUAUUAGUGAAAUUUGUCUUAUUUUCUGUAUGUAUAGGAAUUAAUAGUGAACAUUUAUAAUAAAUAUUUUACAUAA